GAGCAUAUAUUCUUAUCAUUUAGGAAAUCAAAAUCACCAUUUGCAGUUUGCAAGCAUAUUUUGGUUCUUCAUGCUUUGGAAGUAACAGUUGAAGAGAGGUGAGGAAAGUUUGUGAAAAUUGUGAUCGGUGAUUAGCUGCCACCUGCCUGAGGUGUCUUCUGAGAGGAACUAACCUCUUUGUGGUGCUAGAGCAAAGGUCACUGGAUAAAAAAGGAACAGAAACGAGUAAGGUAGACUACGUCCUCUUUCAAGCUGCCACAGCCGUCAUGGAGGCCGUUGUCCGCGAGUGGAUCCUCCUGGAGAGAGGGAGCGUCGAGUCACUGCGCACAUUCCUCUUAACCUACGUCUUACAGAGGCCUCACCUCCAAAAGUAUGUUCGGGAACAGAUUCUAUUAGCAGUAGCAGUAAUUGUAAAACGAGGAUCAUUAGAUAAAUCAAUUGACUGCAAAAGCAUUUUUCAUGAAGUCAGCCAGUUGAUAAGUAGUGGCAACCCCACUGUGCAAACUCUGGCCUGUUCUAUUCUAACUGCACUAUUGAGUGAAUUCUCAAGUUCAAGUAAAACUAGCAACAUUGGACUGAGUAUGGAGUUCCACGGCAACUGCAAAAGAGUUUUUCAGGAAGAAGACCUCCGUCAGAUCUUCCUGCUGACGGUGGAAGUCCUGCAGGAAUUCAGCAGGCGGGAGCACCUCAGCGCCCAGAUGUCAUCCGUGUUCCAGCGCUACCUGGCCCUCGCCAACCAAGUCCUGAGCUGGAACUUCCUUCCUCCAAACUUGGGAAGACAUUAUAUAGCCAUGUUUGAGUCCUCGCAAAAUGUGCUCCUGAAGCCCACGGAGUCCUGGCGGGAGGCCCUUCUGGACAGCAGGGUCAUGGAGCUUUUCUUUACCGUACAUCGAAAAAUCAGAGAAGAUUCCGACAUGGCACAAGACUCCCUGCAGUGCCUCGCCCAGUUAGCUUCUCUUCACGGACCCAUCUUCCCCGACGAAGGGUCCCAAGUGGAUUAUCUCGCACACUUCAUUGAGGGCUUACUGAAUACCAUCAAUGGAAUUGAGAUAGAAGAUUCUGAAGCUGUGGGGAUCUCCAGCAUCAUCAGCAACCUGAUAACUGUGUUCCCUCGCAACGUCUUAACCGCCAUUCCAAGCGAGCUCUUCUCGUCCUUUGUGAGCUGCCUGACACACCUCACGUGCUCUUUCGGGCGCAGUGCUGCACUGGAGGAGGUGCUGGAUAAAGACGACAUGGUGUACAUGGAAGCAUACGACAGGCUGCUGGAGUCCUGGCUGACGCUGGUCCAAGACGACAAGCAUUUCCACAAAGGCUUUUUCACCCAACACGCAGUUCAAGUGUUCAAUUCCUAUAUUCAGUGCCACCUAGCAGCUCCCGAUGGCACAAGGAAUUUGACUGCCAACGGAGUGGCCUCUCGUGAGGAAGAAGAGAUAAGUGAACUGCAGGAGGAUGAUCGAGACCAGUUUUCAGAUCAACUAGCCAGUGUAGGAAUGCUAGGACGCAUUGCUGCAGAGCACUGUAUACCUCUCCUGACAAGUUUAUUAGAGGAAAGAGUAACGCGGCUCCACGGGCAGUUGCAGCGGCGGCAACAGCAGCUCCUCGCUUCACCUGCUUCAGGCUCUGCCGACAGCAAGGUGCUGGAUGAUCUGUACGAAGAUAUCCACUGGCUUAUUUUAGUUACAGGCUACCUCUUAGCUGAUGAUACUCAGGGAGAGACUCCGCUAAUACCUCCAGAAGUAAUGGAAUAUUCCAUUAAGCAUUCAUCUGAAGUUGACAUUAAUACAACACUUCAAAUUUUGGGAUCUCCAGGAGAAAAGGCUUCUUCCAUCCCAGGGUACAACAGAACAGAUUCUGUGAUUAGGCUGUUGUCUGCUGUUCUCAGAGUUUCAGAAGUUGAGUCUCGGGCAAUAAGGGCAGAUCUCACGCACCUGCUAAGCCCUCAGAUGGGCAAAGAUAUUGUUUGGUUUCUAAAGCGCUGGGCAAAGACUUAUCUCCUGGUGGAUGAGAAACUGUACGAUCAGAUAAGCGUGCCAUUCAGUACAGCAUUUGGAGCAGACACAGAGGGCUCUCAGUGGAUUGUUGGCUACCUCUUGCAGAAGGUCCUCAGCAACCUCUCGGUGUGCAGCAGUGAGCAGGACCUCGCAAAUGACACAGUGCAGCUGCUCGUCACUUUGGUGGAGAGAAGGGAGAGGGCAAACCUGGUGAUCCAGUGUGAAAGCUGGUGGAACCUAGCCAAGCAGUUUGCGAGCCGAAGCCCACCUCUGAACUUCUUGUCCAGCCCCGUGCAGAGGACGCUGAUGAAGGCGCUUGUCCUGGGGGGCUUCGCUCACAUGGACGCAGAGACCAAGCAGCAGUACUGGACAGAGGUUCUUCAGCCUCUUCAGCAGCGGUUCCUAAGAGUGAUAAACCAGGAGGACUUCCCGCAGCUGUGCCAGCGGGAGGAGGUGAAGCGGGAGGUCACCGCCACGCUGGAGGCCCUGUGCGGCAUCGCUGAGGCCACCCAGGUCGACAAUGUGGCCAUCCUCUUCAACUUUUUAAUGGACUUCCUUACCAAUUGCAUUGGAUUGAUGGAAGUUUACAAAAAUACCCCCGAGACCGUCAAUCUCAUCAUAGAAGUUUUUGUUGAAGUGGCACAUAAGCAGAUAUGCUAUCUUGGAGAGUCCAAAGCCAUGAACCUGUACGAGGCGUGCCUCACCCUGCUGCGCGUGUACUCCAGGAACAACGUGGGGCGGCAGCGGGCCGACGCUCCCGCGGAGGAGGAGGAGCAGUACCAGGACCUGCUGCUCAUCAUGGAGCUCCUCACCAACCUCCUGUCCAAGGAGUUCAUAGACUUCAGCGACACAGAUGAAGUGUUUAGGGGUCAGGAGCCUGGGCCAGCAGCAAACAGAUCUGUGUCGGCAGCCGAUGUUGUGUUAUAUGGAGUGAACCUGAUUCUGCCCUUGAUGUCACAGGACCUCUUGAAGUUUCCAACCCUUUGUAAUCAAUACUACAAAUUAAUCACAUUUAUCUGUGAGAUUUUUCCUGAAAAAAUACCACAGCUUCCUGAAGAUCUUUUUAAAAGUCUGAUGUACUCGUUGGAACUAGGAAUGACGUCAAUGAGUUCGGAGGUUUGCCAGCUGUGCCUGGAAGCUUUGACCCCGUUAGCUGAACAGUGUGCAAAAGCACAGGAGACAGACUCGCCACUUUUCCUGGCAACACGGCACUUCCUCAAGCUGGUGUUUGAUAUGCUGGUUUUGCAAAAGCACAACACAGAAAUGACCACCGCAGCUGGCGAGGCGUUCUACACGCUGGUGUGCUUGCAUCAGGCGGAAUAUUCUGAACUGGUUGAAACAUUACUGUCAAGUCAGCAAGACCCAGUUAUUUACCAGAGAUUAGCAGACGCCUUCAACAAGCUCACUGCAAGCAGCACGCCCCCUGUGCUGGACCGGAAGCAGAAGAUGGCCUUCCUGAAGAGUUUAGAAGAGUUUAUGGCAAAUGUUGGUGGUCUCCUUUGUGUAAAAUAAACAACAGAGCUUUAUGCUUAAUCAGAUCCUUCCUGCAAAGUGCACUGAAUUGCUAACAGUUGACUUGAGUCUUGUCCUUUUUGUCAGUUCGUUGGCCGUUUGGAUUUUGGGAGCCUGGCAGGGCACUGUGUGGUGCAGGGAAGCAUUACCCUCAGUCCGUCGUAGGUCUUGUAGCUUUUGAAUGGUGAUUUCAGAUUCUCAAAAUGAAAUUCCACAUAUGUGCAAAGAGAUAUGGGCACCAUGAAAUACGUAUUCAGUGCCUUUUCCCUCUUUAUCAAAGCGUUAGGUGGCUACCCAAAGUUUAGCGUUUUCACUAUCAGAUAUCAGCUGGAUAUCUGCUCAUCUGUGUCACUGAGGAGCUGGUUGAAAAGACAGAUUCCUGGGCCCACCUGUAGACAGACCCUCAGAGUCAGCAUUUGUUUGUUGGACCUUGGAUUCUUGGUUUUGAUAAGCGCCUCUCCUCUGCCACCCCUGCAGUUUUCAGUCAGUGCAGAAGGCCGGAAAGCGUCUAGAGGGGUGUGCUUGCCCAGCCCUCCCUUUGAGGAGGGGGAGGGGACUGGGCAGGGGGAAGGGCACCGCCAGGUGUUUGGCUUCCUGUUACCACGCUCUCCCUGUCUGUCUUGUGUCACAGCAGCCUGGUAAUUGCAGGUUUUGUGAACCUACUCUGAUGCCUGAACUUGAGGAGGAAAAUACAUGUAUAUUUUUGUUCCAUAAGAAGAACUUUAGGAACUGUAGCCAUUUCAUUGCCUUAAUUUGAAGAAGGAAUUACACAAAGCAGAUUUGUUUAGUAAGAAAUCCAGUCUUGCUGCUUCAGAGUCGGCUUAGGGUGUUAGCUGCUGUGAACGUGGGGCCCUCUUGAUUGUGUGUAUUUAUGUGGUUUUAUGGGUGAAGUGAAAGGCUCAUUCAGAUGUAGUGUAACUUUCUGAGUAUGUUUCUGUCCAGCCACGUAGCCCAUGGCUAAUAAUUUGCUCUGAAUGGCUUGCUUAAGCAAUAACUAUUUUAAAGGGUGUGAAUUACUGAUUCAUAUAGACUCUCACACAUUGGGACAUAAGGGCAGUAAUUAUUCUAGAGUGGGUGUUAUACUCAUUUCACAGGAGCCGUGUAAAUUUAAGAGAUUAAAAAACUCACUUUAGGUCCUGUAGUUGGAUUUUUCUAAUCAGGAUUCUUGUUCUGCUGCCGUGCUGCCCUUAACUCUGCGCACCAGCUUCAGUUAUGGACACGAAAGCUAACUUACAAACAGCGGGCGCGCGACGCUGCCCACUUCAGCGUCAGAAUCACACAGCGCAGUAACAGGCGCGUUCUGAAACUGCGCCUCCGACGGGCGGGCUUUCUCGUCCCGUCCUUAACAUGCGUGUGCUCGGCUGACCUCCGAAUGUGGUGGUAACAGCUGGACUGCACAGAGUGGAUGCACCUCCCCAUGCACGGCUGCACAGCGGUGAGGGCAGCUCCGUGCUCUUGGCAGUUGCAGUUAAGCAGACGGAGCAUCUGAAUUCCACCCAGCCUGGGCAGGCGCCGCUGGACGCAGAUGAAAGCAAAGCCUAGAGCCACGGCUUUCUGAGAACGUAACCGAGGUGGAGCAAAAAGUCUUAAAAGACAUAUAGGGCAAAACUAGUAUCACUCUUUCUGAAGCGUACGUAUUAUUGUGUUCUUAAACAUACUUUGGACAGUGCAUUUACUUUUAGAUUUCUUCUUCUUUCCCUUAAAGAACUUGAAGUCAGAGGCAGCGGUAGUCACUUUGUUUGCAUUGUUUCUGGUGUUUCAUGUUUCCCAGCUCCCUAGCGCCCAGCAGUUGUGAGCUAAAUAUGUCCCUGUUCCUUUGCCUAAGGGCACCAAGACACGCAGCCGACUGGAUUGGUCCACUGACUGUGACAAAACUGUAAUCAAGUUGUUAUUGAAAAUAAAGAUGAGUAGGAAAGGAAUGCCAUGGUAAACAAAAAGGGCAUCUGUAUCUAAUAUCUUUUAUCUAGACAGAUGUAUUUGCUGUUUGCCCAGAUUUUAUUACAGUCCUGCAUUUUCAUUAGACCGCUUUUAAUUGAAACAAGAUUUUCUUCAGAUUGGACCAAAUAAUACAUAAGAUAUCAUCAGAAUGUUGGUUAGUGGCAAACUGGAAGGAAACGCCACCACCGUUUUUAGGUAGUGGGAAAGGCCACUUAAUUGCAACAGCCAGGCUCUUUUCAGUUGUUCGCAGUUUGUUUUCCUGAUUGGAUAUUUGAUUAGUUUGGGGCUUUUAUCUUGUCAAGUUUUGUCUUCAGCUAUGUUUGUUGGCUUUUCAGUUUUGGGGCGUUUUGUUUUAAUGCUUUUGGCCCAGUGGGUGCCAAGAAUACUGGCUUAAUUCUAGUAAAUUGAUUUUUACUGCUAAAACUGUUGUCAAAGGAGUUUUAAAAACAAAAACAUUAUUUGUGCCCCUUUUUAUAUAUGUUAAAGGGACACUGUUGAGUAUUUGAUUUUUUUAUAAUGCUGUGUUUUAUAAACUUUCUCUUAUUCAUACACAGUAUCCUAUCACCUCCGUUUUCAGUUCAGUCUUUGCUUGCUUUUAUUUUCCUUGGCCCUUUUAUUUCUGAAGGCACAGUCUCUGCAGACUUUGUACCUUCACAGUGUGUAUUUGUGUGGCAGCACCUGUAACUAAUUCUUGUAGCUGUGUUUGAAGGAUUGGUUUGCAUUUGUGGUCCUGGAUGGGUGGCUGCCUGGGGGGUAGGCCACCUGAGACAGUAUCUGACAGUGUCCUUGCUGUCUCUUCAUCUGUUGGGAGACAGUGGCAUGUAACCAUCACUGCAGUGAGUUUUCAACAGUGUGACCUUUUAUGUAAAAAAGCUUUGGAAUUUUUUUCAAACUGGUUUUAAGAAUUUAGUCUUACUUCGUUGUAAACCGUGUUUCUAAUUAUAUUACAUCACUGUUCAGAGGAGAUGGUUAGUACUGUUUUUUCACAGUUUGCAUUUCAAAACCAAACACCUCUGUGAUGCUUACCCCAGUCAGCAUUAUUUAACUUCCCUUACUGUCUUUGAACUUUCUCUUCUACCAAGAAAUGUCAAGUCUUCGUAUUUUUCCUAUCACCAUAUUUCCCAUUUCUGUUAAUACUUGUAUGAACCCCUCAAGUAUUGAAGGGAACAAGUUGUCAGUUUCAAGGAUUUCAAGUUUGAGUAUCUUAAUUUACCGUGUCAGUUGGACCCUUAAAAUACUAUUUUUGUCUGUUACAAUUUUACUUCUUUCUGUUUGCCACCUCUGUCAUUAGAGGUGUUGUCAUUAGACCUUAGUAAGUUCGCUGUCUCUGACAGAUGAUUAUCAUUGUUAGCUCCUGAAUAAAACAUUAACUGUUUUGAAA
Lagenorhynchus albirostris (white-beaked dolphin) is the source of this 6822-nucleotide messenger RNA. It is a transcript of the gene XPO4, whose product is annotated as exportin 4. Bases 267 to 3503 code for a protein of 1078 amino acids. Gene Ontology annotation, biological process: protein export from nucleus. NCBI's taxonomy places the organism in Eukaryota, Metazoa, Chordata, Mammalia, Artiodactyla, Delphinidae. Gene Ontology annotation, molecular function: nuclear export signal receptor activity. The record is from RefSeq and is a predicted model, not a curated record. The transcript has 23 exons. Gene Ontology annotation, cellular component: nuclear pore; cytoplasm.